This is a messenger RNA of Chenopodium quinoa (quinoa), 1116 nucleotides long. RefSeq names its product thylakoid lumenal 17.4 kDa protein, chloroplastic-like. The transcript is spliced from 4 exons. Bases 74 to 784 code for a protein of 236 amino acids. Lineage: Eukaryota; Viridiplantae; Streptophyta; Magnoliopsida; Caryophyllales; Amaranthaceae. The record is from RefSeq and is a predicted model, not a curated record.
CCCAACAAGGGAGGAAGAAGGGAGAGAAAAAGAUAGGAAAUGGAAUUGACAUUGUUUAUUCAUCAUUUGAAAAAUGGCUAGCAUUGGCAUUUCCAUUCACCCAAAUGCCAUCUCUUUGAAUAAUUCUUCUGCCAAACGCCAUCUUUUUUCUGCACGUAAACUUCAUCUUUCUUUCCCAAUUUCCUGCUCUGCUGUUGGAAAUGGAUCUCAGAAAGAAAAUUCAUCUCAAUUCAAAGAACUUAGGAAUGUGGCAUGUGGCCUCCUAGCCACGUGGGCUGUCACAGCUGUCUCGCCUGUAAUAGCUGCUAACCAGAGACUUCCUCCACUGUCAACAGACCCUGACCGUUGUGAGCGUGCAUUCGUCGGUAAUACUAUUGGUCAAGCAAAUGGUGUAUAUGACAAACCAUUGGAUCUUCGCUUUUGUGACUACACAAAUGAAAAGUCUCAACUGAAGGGAAAAUCUCUAACAGCUGCUCUCAUGUCAGAUGCUAAGUUUGAUGGUGCUGACAUGACAGAAGUAGUCAUGUCCAAGGCUUAUGCUGUAGGAGCUAGUUUCAAAGGUACUGAUUUCACAAAUGCAGUUAUAGAUCGUGUUAAUUUUGGGAAGGCCGAUCUACAAGGAGCUGUGUUUAAGAAUACCGUGUUAUCAGGUUCCACUUUUGAUGAGGCCAAACUAGACGGUGCUGUAUUUGAGGACACUAUUAUCGGCUACAUUGAUCUUCAAAAGAUCUGUACUAAUAAAUCUAUCAGUGAGGAAGGAAGAGCUGAACUUGGGUGCAGAUGAACCGUCCUACCUAUCUAUCCGAACCCAGUUCUCUUUUCAACAACUUUUUUUGUGACUCACAGUGUCAAACUGAGAGUGAAGAAGGGAAAGAGAUCGUAACCGACAGCUAAAGGUUUACAAGUAUUGUUAUGUAAAAUAGUGAUGCGCUUAAUACUGAUAGAAUGAACAAGUUCAUAAUUCUCUCUUUUUCUUAUGCUGCCUUUUCAUCAACACAGUGCACCAAUUUGUUGGUUUGUUAGUCUUUUUAGUAUGAGUUAUGUUACUUGUACAAUUGUACUGUUGUACCUAUCAUUUUAUACAAAUCAUAAGAUUCAUAACCACCAAUUACUUGA